This is a messenger RNA of Closterium sp. Naga37s-1, 1650 nucleotides long. NCBI's taxonomy places the organism in Eukaryota, Viridiplantae, Streptophyta, Zygnematophyceae, Desmidiales, Closteriaceae. The record is from the annotation of a GenBank genome assembly.
AUGGUGCACCACGACAUUUGGCAGUAUAGGUCCCUAAGACCACACCUACUGACUAAGGGGGAGACUUUCUCGGAGGGUGGCUACGAUGGAGUUCCCGACAGGAAGGUGGUGAAUUGGCCACACGUGGCCUCGUGGCCCAAUUUGCCGGUGGUGCAGACCCCGAGCGCGAAGGGUGAGGCAGGCGGCAUUGAGCGCUUUGUUAUAGCGAGGCUGAGUAAGCUGAUGCUUCGUGCGGCGAUCACGAAGCUUGUGGUGACCGGCGACUUGCCCUUUCACAUCGUCGAGGUGGAUGCGUUCAAGGAGCUGCUGAUCCUGCUGAACGAAAAGUGUGGGGAAAAGGGCGUUAUCCCAUCACGCUGGACGGUGGCGCGCGACACCGUUGUCCUUGCUGACUUGGCGCUCGAGGCAGCGAUUGCAGAGCUGGCCUCUACAACCUGUGCCGUGUCGUACAGCACCGACAUGUGGACAGGCCCGAACGGCAAGGCCUACAUGGUGCUGACAGGUCACUUCGUGUCAGUGCAGUGGGAGUUGCGCCAGGUGAUUCUUGCUUUCGUCGAGAUGCCUGGCAGGCAUGGGGGGAAGGAAAUUGCUAAGGCAGUGGAGAAGGUGGUGGUGCAGUGGAAGUUGCAGACGCGUUGCCUCGGUCUCACGACCGACAAUGCGUCUGCAAACGUAGUUGCUCUUCGGCACCUGGCGGAGGAGGGUGAAUUCUCGAGGUACUUCAGCGAGAAGGCGCACUACAGAGUCUCCACGGCCGCCGAGGGGUCGACCUACCCCACUGUGUCGAUGGUGCUGCCUUACUUCUACGCCCUCAUCGACAGCCUGGAGAAGAAGCUGCACACAGGGACGCAUGAACUAGUUCGUCCACUCAUGUCUGCCGCGCUGGGGCACCUGAAGCAGUACGAGUUUGCCAUCGGGGACGAGUACUGGAUCGCGACCUUCUUGGAUCCGUCCAUGAAGGCCGAGUACUUCAGGAUGACACACUGGGAGCUGAUGCAUCCAGGCAUAGUGGCACGUGACGGUGGGCGGCUUAAGCCACGUAUGAGUGCGGACAGGGUGGUGAGCUUGGUGCGCCGCCGAGUGGAGGAGUACCAAGCUCGAGCAGCACGUGAAGCUCCCACCCCACCACCAGCACCAGCAGCAGCAGUGGUGACACCGUUCGAGGACGACGACGACGAGUUUGUGUUCUCUAGGGCACAGCUGCAGAAGCGUGUUUCAGCUAGCGCAGCGGCGAGAGCGGGGGGAGGGGGAACGUCGGUGGGGGAUGAGGUGGAUCGGUACUUAGCGGAGCUGCCUGUCUCGGACGUGCCAGCGCUGCAGUACUGGCAGCGUGCAAGGAACAUGGACACGUUGAGGCAGAUGGCACGGGAUUACCUCGCUAUCCCUGCCACCUUUGCAGCUAGCGAGCGAGCUUUCUCCAUGGGGAGGAACCUCAUCUCCUUGCACAGGCACAAGCUGAAUACUGAGCGUGUUAGCGCGAGCAUGACUCUCAGGUCAUGGUACACGUCACACCCUGGGAAGAGUAUUGGUGAGGAACCCGGCCGCAGCGGAGAGCAGGCACCACCAGAGUUGGUGCUGGAGGGAGAGGGGCUAGAUGAGGGGGAUGAGGAGGAGGCUGUUGCUGUGGGGGGAGGAACUGGAGUUCAGUGA